This is a messenger RNA of Dendronephthya gigantea, 3958 nucleotides long. RefSeq names its product agrin-like. The record is from RefSeq and is a predicted model, not a curated record. The coding region runs from base 140 to 3766 and encodes 1208 amino acids. The transcript is spliced from 27 exons. Gene Ontology annotation, molecular function: serine-type endopeptidase inhibitor activity; protein binding. Lineage: Eukaryota; Metazoa; Cnidaria; Anthozoa; Malacalcyonacea; Nephtheidae. Gene Ontology annotation, biological process: cell differentiation; multicellular organism development.
UUCAUUUUAGCUUGAAAGCACACCAAGCGCCGAACUGCUGGGCCAUCUUGCUGUCCAUUCAGGAGUCGUAGAAAAUCAUAUCAUAUAGUAACGGUAAAACUGAUUACUUGCUGCUUUUGAAUUAAAAUAAAGGCCAAUCAUGCAAGCAGGUCUGUGUCUUCUUGCUGCACUAACCACAGUUUAUUUUCUGUCGAGUUCUGUGGGCGCGUAUCACGUCCCCAGAUGUCUUCAAAGGAAAGAAGUUGGGCCGUGCAGAGCGAAUAUACCACGUUAUUUCUAUAACCGUGUCUCUAAAAUGUGCGAAUUAUUUUACUAUGGAGGUUGCCAUGGCAACAGCAACAAUUUUGCGACUCUGGACAAAUGUGAGCGAAGUUGUGUUCCAAGAUGUUUUCAAACGAAGUAUUUUGGGCAGUACAAUAAAGAAAGUAUUGCACAACAACGGUUUUACUACAAUCGAUUCUCUAAACAGUGCGAACCUUUCCACUAUGGUGGACGGCGAGGCAACGACAACAAUUUUAGGACUUCAAGCGAGUGUCAGCGAAGAUGUGAUAUUUGCUCUCUUAAACGAGACCCUGGUUACUGCAAGGGUCACUUCCCAAGAUAUUACUAUGAUUCUGUGUCAAAGUCUUGCAAAAUGUUCAUAUAUGGCGGUUGUGGAGGAAACAUGAACAACUUCAAGAUUCGUCAGACUUGUGAAGCCAGAUGUCAACCAAAAACGGAAACCAAGCAUAAGUCAUGUGCCAUUCGUUGUCCCAGAAAACGACUGCCUCCAGUGUGUGGAUCAGAUGGCAAAACAUAUCCCAAUUACUGCAUAUUGAAAGAAACCGCUUGUAGACUCGGACAAAAUAUCACGUUUGUUCACACAGGACCUUGCAGAACUGAGCCGAAGACGUGUGCCUUUCCUUGUCCUAGAAAACGACUCCCUCCAGUAUGUGGAUCAGAUGGCAAAACAUAUCCCAAUUACUGCAUAUUGCGAGAAAAGGCUUGUAAACUCGGACAAGAUAUCACGUUUAUUCACAAAGGACCUUGCAAAACGAAGUCGAAGACCUGUGCCAUUCGUUGUUCCAGAAAACGACUCCCUCCAGUAUGCGGAUCAGAUGGCAAAACAUAUCGCAAUUACUGCAUGCUGAAAGAAACCGCUUGUAGACUGGGACAAAAUAUCACGUUCGUUCACAGAGGACCUUGCGGAACUAAGCCAAAGACGUGUGCCGUUCGUUGUCCCAGAAAACGACUCCCUCCAGUAUGUGGAUCAGAUGGAAAAACAUAUCGCAAUUACUGCAUAUUGAAAGAAACUGCUUGUAAACUCGGACAAGAUAUCACGUUUGUUCACAGAGGACCUUGCAAAACCAAGCCGAAGACGUGUGCCGUUCCUUGUCCCAGAAAACGACUCCCUCCAGUAUGUGGAUCAGAUGGGAAUACAUAUCCUAAUUAUUGCAUAAUGAAAGAGACUGCUUGUCAGUUUGGACAACGUAUCAGAGCUCAUGGCUUAGGACAUUGCAAACCAAAGUGCCAAACUAAAUGCACAAUGGAAUACAAUCCUCAAUGUGGUACAGAUGGUAAAACAUAUGGUAACCCGUGUCAACUGAAAGCCACUUUGUGUGAGAGUGAUGGAAAAGUGAGACUGGCUCAUCAUGGAGAGUGCAAACCAAAGACGAAGCCAACGUGUCUCGUUGCUUGUCCCGCAAUAUUACUUCCUUCAGUAUGUGGAUCAGAUGGCAAUACAUAUCCCAAUUACUGCGUAUUGGAAGAGACUGCUUGUCAAUUCAAACAGAACAUCACGGUUGUAGACAAAGGACCUUGCAAACCAAAGUGCCAAACUGCAUGCACACUGGAAUACAAUCCUCAAUGUGGUACAGAUGGUAAAACAUAUGGUAACCCGUGUCAGCUGAAACUCGCUUUGUGUGAGAGUGAUGGAAAAGUGAGACUGGAUCAUCAUGGAGAGUGCAAAACUAAGAAGAAGACGUGUGCCGUGGUUUCUCCCAAUAUACUGCUUCCUCCAGUGUGUGGAUCAGAUGGCAAUACAUAUCCCAAUUACUGUAUAAUGGAAGAGACUGCUUGUUAUUUCAAACAGAACAUCACGGCUGUAGGCAAUAGACCUUGCAAACCAAAGUGUCGAUUAGCAUGCACACUGGAAUACAAUCCUCAAUGUGGUACAGAUAGUAGAACAUAUGGUAACCCGUGUCAAUUGAAAUUUGCAUUGUGUGAGAGUGAUGGGGGAGUUAAACUGGCACAUCAUGGGAAGUGUGAAAUUAAGCCAAAGAAGUGUCUCGUUGGUUGUCCCAGAAUAAUACUCCCUCCAGUUUGUGGAUCAGAUGGCAACACAUAUCCCAAUUACUGCAUAUUGGAAGAGACUGCUUGUCAAUUCAAACAGAACAUCACGGUUGUAGGCAAAGAACCUUGCGAACCAAAGUGCCAAACUAAAUGCACACUGGAAUACAAUCCUCAAUGUGGUACAGAUGGUAAAACAUAUGGUAACCCGUGUCUACUGAAAGUCGCCUUGUGUGAGAGUGAUGGAGAAGUGAGACUGGAUCAUCAUGGAGAGUGCAAAACUAAACCAAAGAAGUGUCUCGUUGCUUGUCCCAAAAUAAUGCUUCCUUCAGUAUGUGGAUCAGAUGGCAAUACAUAUCCCAAUUACUGCAUAUUGGAAGAGACUGCUUGUCAAUUCAAACAGAACAUCACGGUUGUAGGCAAAGAACCUUGCGAACCAAGGUGCCAAAUUGCAUGCACAAAAGAAUACAAUCCUCAAUGUGGUACAGAUGGUAAAACAUAUGGUAACCCGUGUCAACUGAAAGCCACCUUGUGUGAGAGUGAUGGAAAAGUGAGACUGGAUCAUCAUGGAGAGUGCAAAACUAAACCAAAGAAGUGUCUCGUUGCUUGUCCCAAAAUAAUGCUUCCUUCAGUAUGUGGAUCAGAUGGCAAUACAUAUCCCAAUUACUGCAUAUUGGAAGAGACUGCUUGUCAAUUCAAACAGAACAUCACGGUUGUAGGCAAAGAACCUUGCGAACCAAGGUGCCAAAUUGCAUGCACAAAAGAAUACAAUCCUCAAUGUGGUACAGAUGGUAAAACAUAUGGUAACCCGUGUCAACUGAAAGCCACCUUGUGUGAGAGUGAUGGAAAAGUGAGACUGGAUCAUCAUGGAGAGUGCAAAACUAAACCAAAGAAGUGUCUCGUUGCUUGUCCCAGAAUAAUGCUUCCUCCAGUAUGUGGAUCAGAUGGCAAUACGUAUCCCAAUUACUGCAUAUUGGAAGAGACUGCUUGUCAAUUCAAACAGAACAUCACGGUUGUAGGCAAAGAACCUUGCGAACCAAAGUGUCGUAAUUACUGCACACUGGAAUACAAUCCUCAAUGUGGUACAGAUGGUAAAACAUAUGGUAACCCGUGUCAACUGAAAGUCGCCUGGUGUGAGAGUGAUGGAGAAGUGAGACUGGAUCAUCAUGGAGAGUGCAAAACUAAACCAAAGAAGUGUCUCGUUGCUUGUCCCAGAAUAAUACUUCCUCCAGUAUGUGGAUCAGAUGGCAAUACAUAUCCCAAUUACUGCAUAUUGGAAGAGACUGCUUGUCAAUUCAAACAGAACAUCACGGUUGUAGGCAAAGAACCUUGCAAACCAAAGUGUUCAGCGAUUUGCACCGAGGAAUACAAUCCUCAAUGUGGUACAGAUGGCAGGACAUACUCAAACCCGUGUACCUUUAAACAAGCUCAAUGUGAAAGUGACGGGAAGAUUCGAUUGGCCCAUCAUGGAGAAUGCAAAGUGCCUGUGGAGGUUUAAAGAACGAAGGGAUGCUGAUGAGUUUUUAUUAGUGUCUAGUUUCGUACAGUGUGCCUUACUUUAAUUAUCAUUGUUCAAAGAUUUUUCAUGAUGCUUUAUGAAUGCCUUUUAUUGUGUUAGCUGUUCAAUUGUAGCCUGUAUUAAAAACUGUAUUAUGUCUUAUUUUUUCCAAAUACAUGUUCUAGUCUUUAG